This is a messenger RNA of Toxorhynchites rutilus septentrionalis, 3378 nucleotides long. RefSeq lists its product as uncharacterized. Lineage: Eukaryota; Metazoa; Arthropoda; Insecta; Diptera; Culicidae. Bases 777 to 1853 code for a protein of 358 amino acids. Gene Ontology annotation, cellular component: extracellular region. The record is from RefSeq and is a predicted model, not a curated record. The transcript has 4 exons.
UAUUCGUCCAGUUUGUAAAUUUUCUGCGGGCCCUUGUCGCUAAAUAAAAUUUUGUGAUGUGAGAACAGUGUGAUCUUGUGUGUGUGGAUAGAAACAACGCAAUGGCAAAGUGUGACCAGAGACGCACAAAUUAAUGAUUUUCGGUUACAAUUUCCUUAAAACAUCAAAUCGACGGGAAAUUCGGGCCCAGCGGAAGAGGAGAGAAGCAAAUCAACAGCGAUGUGAGUGCGUGAAUUUGUACUUUUUUAUCGUCUCUGGUUGUGCCCAGAGGAUAACUGCGAAGGAAACCCGAUCAAAGGCUACGCAACACCGCAUUCGUUUGGAAGAUUUCAGUAAUGAUUGUGCCCGCGAAGGAUUCGGUUUACUAUAUCAAACGCUCCUGGAAAUGGAUGAAAUGAGCACGGCUGCUCUCCAUCAUUCGAUCCAUCAUUCUCAUCUCGAACUGGGUUUCGCGAGGAUACGCGGUUCUCUCGCGCACAUUCGGAAAAUUUGUUGUUUGAAGUUCGCCAUUCGCACGUCCAGGCUGUUGCUGUCGAGCUGAGGAUUCUCAAUCUUCCGUGCGCUACACGAAAGUGGCAUAAUAGCGUAAUCUGCUAGACAAUCCAACCAUCUGUGGAGUGUACUCGUGUUAGUGAUUAAAAUUUAGAGAAUAGAAAGUCGUGAUCACCCAAGAUGUGAUGAAUGCUAUAAAGAAAAUCGCUUCCCGGUGGUGAAAAAAAAAUUAAGUGAAAAGUUCAAAUUCUAGGCGAAUAAAUAAAUUUGUUUUGUGAGAAAAAAUGGCCUUACAGAAGAAAUUCUCCAAUAACGAUUUCGAGCUACUGUCGAUCAACAAGAUGAACAACAAUACCGGUAAUAGCGUCAACAACGAUCCCAAUGGAAACGGAAUUACAGGUAUUAUAAGCAGCGCCAGUGGGGGUGGCAGCUCGGGUGCUGGCAGUGGUAAUAACAAUCACAACAGCAGCAUGAAGAUGCCGCCAAAGAAGAUACAGUUCAGCACGCCCGAGUUCAGCAUCACACCGAUUGAAACGCUGCCCGGAAGUACGGCCAGACCGCCGCCAAGCCGAAGAAGGGAGGAGGCAAUCGUGAUGGCGAACCUGAGGAAGCGCGUCGCCGCGGUGGAUCUGAACAAAAACGUGCGCAAGAAUAACACCUUCACCAAUCUGGACGACAUUAGCAUUAACGACACCGGCCAAACGCAGGACCAGCUCGAUAAUCGCCCGCUGCUUCCGAAACCCGUGGCGGCCGUCGUGGGAGAUCGCAAGGAGCGCCCGAAAAACGGUGCCGACGGGGGUGAGGACUCGCCAAAGGUGAAAAUUGUGAUGGAUAAGGAUUUUAUCUUUGAGUGUUUGUGUUGGCACAACGAGUACCGGAUGAGGCACGGGGCGCCCGCGCUGAGCAUUUCGUCCGAGCUGUGCGAGUACGCGUCACAGUGGGCCAAACACCUGGCCAGCACGAACGAGCUGUACUAUCAAACCGGAACGAACUACGGGCAGAAUAUUUUCUGCUGUCCAGCGAACUCGCUGCUCACGGAUUUGUCGGGUCAAGAAGUAGCCACGUAUUGGUACAGUACCAGUCGAAGGUACGAUUACUUCAAGGAGAGCCACCUUCUGCACACUAACGUUAACAGCGGACACUUCAGUCAAAUGGUGUGGCGAGCGAGCCGGUAUUUUGGCGUCAGCAAAUCCAUCUCCAAGACCGGCAAACUCUUUGUGGUGGCUUACUACUACCCGUCCGGGAACGUGAUGGGUGAAUUCAGCCAAAAUGUUCUUCCUCCGAUCUUGGCAACCGACGAUCCCCAUCUGUCGCGGCCUCCCUCGAGCAAGGAUCUAGAAAACCUGAGUGCUUCCCACUGAGUAAACAAGAAACGGUGUUCCAUUAUAGCUAUGAAUGGUCUAAGAGAAUCUUGACAUUUUCAUUGUUUCGCCACCUAUGAACAACAGAUGAAAUCUCGGAAGGAACAUUUAAACCAAAAGUUGAACACCGCCAAAAAAGGAGCGAAUCACUGUUAUUACACGAUGUUUUAUCGAUCCCUCAAUUAGCUGAGCAGCUUAUAACAACGAUCAAACACUGAAGUCCGUCUCGUUUGUGAUCCAAUGUCCAAAUCGGAUUGUUAAGUGAACCGAACGAAAACAAACCAAAACCAAAACAAACGCGCCAUAAGUGUUAAGUGUUUGCUGAGGAGCAAAACACGGCACAAAAUACAAAACAAAUCGGAAUAACGUGUAAAAUGGCUAUAAAUCCAAUAUAGAGAGCGAAAGCUAUGAAUCGAGCUGAUGAGUGAAAUUAGUACAUAAUUCAAACAAGCGCAGCAAAAUAUAUAUAUAUAUAUAUAUAUAUGUAUAUUGGAAGAGUAAAAAAACAUUGUUUAGCGAUAAAAGAAAAUAACAAGCAAAUCAUUUCGAUUGCGAUUUGUUUCGACGAUUAGCUGAACAUUCGAUAUACUGAAGUGAACAAAAAUGGUCCUCUACAUUGCCUUAUAAUGCCUCGAAUGAUUUGAUAGAUGAACAGUUAUUAGUAUUUAAAACCGAUAUGUAAUCAUAUUUCAUAGUUAAAAAAUAUAAGACAAAGCAAGCAAACUAAAACAGUUGGAAAACAAGUAUAAUCAUUCCAAUCAAAGGGCAAACAUAGAUAUAAUGACAUGCAUGGUUUUGAAUAAUGUUUAAAAUGGCAUAUAUGAUAUAACAUAAAAUAAGUAUGUAAAGUCUAGGCAAAGCAAAGUGUACACCCGCAAACAUACAGCAUGUGAGCUAUAGUACUCGUUUAAGAAAAUAUUACAAAUUCAAUCAAGCUGAUCUAGCAUAGCAUAGUUGUUAUUGGUCGAUCGCAUUUGGAAUCGUAUAUUUUAGAACCUAUUGUUAAAGUUUUUUUCAAAACCAUGUACAUAAACGUGCUUCGUUUUCGUGAAUGUAUUUGCCGUUGUCAUUUUGUACCUUGAUCAAAAAUAAAAACGAAUGAUGAAAUUGUAAAACGCUUGUUUCUACAUAUAAUAAAGAAGGAUAAAAACAAACCUACAUCGAUUUUUAAAAGAAAAAUGCAAACAUGUGAAAUAAAAUACAAAAUAAAACGUGCGCAGAGAACCUUGACAAAUCUAAUGCAAAUGGCAAAUCAUAGCAAAAUGGAAUCAACCAAUACUGUUGUAAUGAGAUAAUUUUGAGAUUAUGAGUUGAACAGAACGCGAAUGCUGGCGAAAUGAAGCUAAGCAUUUCGUUCGAGUCGAUAUUGAUAACACAAAUAAACACUGAAAAGCCAAACCCCGUGAAAUCAUAUGAAACAGAUAACGGUGCGAGCAGGUGGAAGAUGAAUGUUCAAAACUCGAUAGAAUGAGAAAAUAACAAUUAGGAUAUAACAAUAAAUACAUGAUUGAAUUUACCAAUUUAA